Molecule: messenger RNA, 4233 nt
Organism: Pseudomyrmex gracilis
Lineage: Eukaryota; Metazoa; Arthropoda; Insecta; Hymenoptera; Formicidae
Product: mediator of RNA polymerase II transcription subunit 15-like
Exons: 14
Coding region: 481-3516 (1011 amino acids)
Cellular component (GO): nucleus
Molecular function (GO): protein binding; zinc ion binding
Source: RefSeq, a predicted model, not a curated record
AUCAGUAAUAGCGGCGACGGGUAAACGAGUAUCGGGAGUGCUUGCAUACGCGAGAUCUCGUGACUUAACGAGAGUUCACGAGAGUUUCUCUCCAAAUAACGUUUGGAGUGAACCAAAAAAAAAUAUAUAUACAGUGACGAUUAAGAAAAAAGUGCCGACACGCUGUUGGCGUGGUAUAUACACCGUGUGACAGACAGUAGGGGGUAGUGCAAGAUUGUGUGUGUGUAUACACACACAUAUACACGCACACGCGCCGCUUCACAUACAUACAAGCAAGCUGCUACAGGAAACGUGCACAUAGGUGUGACUGCGCAGUCGCCAUGUGAGUACCUGGAUGAAAACAUGCAGUAGGACUAGAAGAGUGAUACUAGGCACAUUUAUAAGAUGGCAAGAAAAAAGGGCCUAUUAAUUGUUGAAUAUUUUCAGUAAAAUAUUUUGAUAGAAAGCGUAUAUUUUGAUUUUAUAAGGGCAUAAGAAAACAUGACAGAUGUUAAGCCAAUUGGAAUUUCGCCGUCUCAAACACAACAGCAAUCAACACCAGCACCAGCACCAUCAGCACCACCGCCUUCAUCAACACCACAGCAACAGCAACAACAGUCACAGCAACAACCUCAACAACAGCAAAUGAUGAUUACUACUCAGGAGUUACAACAGAACGUUCAGCAGUCACAGCAACAUGUACAGCAACAACAAGUUCAACAACAAUCUCAGCAAGUGCAACAACAACAACAGGUUCAGCAGCAACAGGUUCAGUCGCAACAGCAAAUACAAGUGCAGCAACAGGUUCAGCAGCAGCAGCAACAACAAUCCCAACAGCAACAGCAAAAUAAUGGAGCGCACAGUGUUGUUCCUACUCAAGUUCAAGUUCAACCACAAGUAGCUGCAAGUAUGCCACAAGUAGCUGCAAGUAUGCCACAAGUAGCUGCGAGUAUGCCGCAAGUAGCUGCAAGCAUGCCACAACAAUUGCAGGGUGCUGUUGCAGUAUCGAUGCAGCAUCAACAGCAGCAAGGAGUAGGUGGUGUGUCUAUGACAUUGUCUGGUCAACAGGGUGCAACCACCAUAACCACUAUGGCUGCGCACCCACAAGCCGUCCAAGUAAUUCAACAGCCAUUACAAAGUCAAGCUUAUCACUUGCAACAAUUAUACAAUACUCAAGGCACGCCAUUAUUGAUGCCAGGAAAUCUUGCGCUCCAUCCUGCAGGCAUAAAUCCCUCUUCCAUUCAGGUGAUAACAGCUGGAAAGCCGUUUCAAUCUGCAGCUCAGUUGACUCCUCACAUGCUAACAACAGCAUCGAAUCCUGGACAAGGCGGUGGUCAUCCCGGUGCGGGUGGUAAAGUCCAAGGAUUUCCUGCCGGCUAUUUACCAGUACCUACGUCAAAUCCUGGCGCAGAUCAGACGCUAGUGUUCGGUCAGCUUGGUGUAUUAGGUUCCCCACAACCACAACAGUUGCAACAACAGCAAGCGCAACAAUCUGCUGCUAAACAAGAUCAGGUGCAAAAGUAUACAACGUGCGCCGGUGGGACACCUUCAGGCGCAAGAAAUGCUGGUAUGCAAUUUGCGCCCUGGCAAUUUGCGCCUCAAGUAUGGGCGACUGGAUUGCAACAGCCAACUCUCCUCACUGCCGCACCUAAUCAGAUAUUUAUUCGCGGUGCCACACAACCUGACAUGUUCAUACAAAGUCCACAGCCGAUACAAGCGCACAAUGCUCUUGCAACGCAGCAACAGUUACAAGGUGUGCAACAGAUCGCGACUGUUGGUGGGAAACCGAAAGUGAUGGACAUGCAACAACAGCAGUCGCAACAGGGUAAACCAAGCACAAGCAGUCAGCGGCCGUUGAGUAUUCUACCAUCAUCAUUGCAGGCUGUACAGACUGCCAAUAUACGCGCCGCCAGUUCCGUUUCCACACAAACAGUUCAUGGAGUUCAAGCCACUAUACAAGUACAGAGUGGCAAAGGUGUCACCACUACUGGUAAAGGUCGUGGAAAGCCAAUACAAUGUCCGCAACCGCAACAGCAGCAGCAGCAACAGCAAAUUCAACAGCCGAUACAGCAGCAGGUCUUUAUACAACAAAAACAACAACAGCAACAACUUCAACAGCAGUAUCAGCAGCAAGUACAGUCUUCUCAACAACAAAUACAACCCAAAGCUAUUAUGGGUAAGAAGAAUACUCGUUUGAAUGCAAAUAUGACUCUACAGCAGCAGCAACAACCGGGUGUUGUUUUGAACACAGAUCGUUCAAUUGUGCCGAUAGUCUCGGUGGGAAUUAGAGUUGCUCCUACGUCGCAGAUGAAUCAGACAUCGAUGUCGACCGUACAGCAGGUGCCUUUAUCGGCUAUCAAUCAUACAAUAAUAAGUAAUCAAAUAAUGAGCGGGACGUCGCAAGUUCAAACGAUGCCGAUCGUAAACACAACGCAGGAUCAGCCUACGCACGACAAUACCAACUCGGCAAUAAUGAUCACAUCGCCAGAUCGAAAUCAAUCGGCCGAGUGUUCUUUGAUAUUGCCGUCUACCGUAAAUCCUCCGAUGGUGACUGACGAAAACGCGAAAUUACCGUCAAAGAAAGAUGAUGUGCCUGCCAUUAUGGAGGAAGCCGCAACAACACCUCAAUCUGAAGUAACAGAUGUAACACAAUGUAAGACGACACCUGUGAGAGAAGAGGAACCGAUCGUCGUAAAAACGGAGGAUAAACAGUGCAAUAAUCCGUUAGCGGGGCUUGCCAAUACAGUAAACGCAAUUACGAACGGUGUGGUUGGCGAUGAGUCAUCAACUACGCCAGUAGUCGUAGUGAAUAGUAAGCAAGCUCCGCCUAAAGCUAUGGUGAAGCCACAGGUUCUCACGCAUGUAAUAGAAGGAUUCGUGAUACAGGAAGCGUCAGAACCGUUUGCAGUGAGUCAAGAAACCACUAAUAUUCUUAAUCGGAGUAACGCAACCACAGAAAGGGAUACUCAUGAUGAACCUCCGAAAAAGAAACACGCUCCUAAUCAUUCUAACGAGGAAGACGGAACUAGUGGUCAGGUUAUUAAAUGCGAAAAUUGUGGCAAUACGAUUGACGAACAGAAUGUCAAGCUCAAGAAAGAAAAACGAUUCUGCUCGUCAACAUGUGCAAAAAACAAAAAGCGCGAAACGCGAGAUCGUGACGAUACGGAGAAACAGUGGACUGAGAUAGAGACUGAGACGAGAACUGUUGAUAACGACACGAUGAAAAAGAAUGGCGAAGAAAAGUUGUUGUCCACAACCACCACCUCUUCCGCCGACGAAUCAGUGCAGAAAGUAAACCCAGUGAAAUGGACGGUUGGUGAGGUGUGCGAUUUUAUACGCGGUUUACCGGGAUGUGCGGAUUACGCGGAAGACUUUGCCAUCCAGGAGAUUGACGGUCAAGCUCUUAUGUUAUUGAAAGAAGACCAUUUGAUGUCCGCGAUGAGUAUAAAACUGGGUCCGGCGUUGAAAAUUGUCGCCAGAAUCGAUUCAAUGCGGGUGGAAUCGAUGUCAAACUCUAAUCCCGCGUCGAAUAAUUAAUAAACUGCCUAAGCCUAUCCGCUGAAGAAAUCAUCAGUUCCCGAAUACAACUGAAAUAUUCCACCUUGUAAAAUACAGGACUUGUGCAAGUAAUUCGAUCAAAUGUGACAUUAGAAUUUAAAUUUCUCAACGAUCAAAAAUGUCAGAGUACGCGCCAAACACAAUGGACGAUUUUCUCAUGCUGAGAUAUUCGACGAAGUUUUCAACGACGUCUUCUCGUGACUCCUCGCCUUAUAUGUGUGAAAAUAAGGCAGUUUCUUGUACAAUUUAUUUUCUUAAGGAAGUUGCAACGACGAGUGAGAGGGUAUACAUGGUUUUUAAGUUUGAAUGUAUAGACGAAAAUAUAAAAGAGGAUCAGUCCGUGUAAGCUACUAAUUGAUAAAUUGUUUUAUAACAAAAAAUGAAAAUCAUAUACCACACGCACGGACGAUGUUCAUGAGUUUCACUCAGCCUUUUUUUUUUUUUUUUUUUUUUAGCAUAGUCUACAGUUUUUUAAAAUGGAUUCCAAACUACUCGCAACAUCUAUCGAAUGUAUGGGGCUGUAGGAUCGCAUAUACUUUUUUAUAAAUUCUCUUUUCAGAUGCUUGUGAAUAAAAAGUCGCAAAGUUACGGGGAUCGACAAUUUUUGUAUUAAAUUAUUCGUUCAAAAAUUGCUUAAAAUUCGAAAUUGUUUUCCAGAGCAUCAUCCGUACGUUUUGUAAUAUAUUUUGUAAUUAG